AGGCAAUUUUCAAAGGUCAUUUAUGAAGACAAUAUGGCGGAAAACAGAAGAGCGAAGGAUACUGAGAGUAAUUCUUCUUUGAUUUCUGCUGAGGAGGCUGCCUUAUAUGACCGACAAAUCCGUCUAUGGGGACUGGAUGCACAAAAACGAUUACGAGCAUCAAAUGUCCUUCUUUUUGGUUUGAAUGGCCUUGGUGCAGAAAUAUGUAAGAACAUUGUGCUUUGUGGAGUGAAAUCUUUGACACUUAUGGACAAUCAAAAUGUAACUGAAGAUGAUUAUACAGCACAAUUUUUAAUUCCUCGAGCGGAUCUUGGAAAAAAUCGUGCCAAAGCCUGUCUAGCUCGAGCACAAAGAUUAAAUCCCAUGGUUGAAAUACGAACCGAUAUUGAGGAAAUUAAGACCAAAGAUAGCAAGUUUUUCAAAGAUUUUGAUGUUGUCAUAUUGACUGGAUGCGCACUUGAUGUUAUGGUCCAAGUAAAUGAAAUUUGCCAUGAGUUGAAGAUAAAGUUUUAUGCUGGAGAUGUUUUUGGUUUUUUUGGAUUUGCAUUCAAUGACUUAGUGCAACAUAAGUUUGUGGAGGAGCAAAAGAAGUCGACAGGGGUAAACUUGACUGAAAAUGAAGUACCACCUCAGAAGAAGGCAAAACAAGAAGAAACUGAAACAAUACUGAUUGAAAAGUUUCUAGAUUUCACAACACUGGAAAAGGCCCUUGAUACAACCUGGGUUAAAGACCAGAAACCCAAAUUUCUAAAAAGAAUUUCCAAAGUCUACUUUAUAUUCCAAGUUUUAUUAAGGUUUCAUCAAGCAAAUGGACGUAACCCACAAGGUCUGACCUCCACUCAAGAUAUUGUGGAUUUACAAAAAAUAAAAAGAGAAGUACUAAAAUAUAUGGAAACUGAUGAGGAUCUAAUAUCAGAUGAUUUUGCUAGGCAUUGUAUGGGCACUAUUAGUCCAACUUGCUCUGUUAUUGGUGGAAUUUUAUCUCAAGAUGUUAUCAAGGCUUUGUCUGGCAAAGAUGCACCUAUCAAUAACUUUUUUUUCUUUGAUGGACUUACUGGUGAGGGAAUGGUCGAAUGCUUGCCAAUAAAAUCAUCACACUAAGCAAAGUUCCGCAAAAAAUGUAUUUGCUCCAAGAUGUUACACCAAAUUUCCAUUCCAUGUCGACCAAAGGAUUCACCAUGAAUGUCUGCGCAAUGGCAUUACGUGAUAUGGAAAUCAGGUUGCUUUUCCAUGCUUCCUCGAUAUGUUGCAACUUUUCUUGUGAUAAACCUCGUAAAAAACACAUAAAAACACGUAGUUCAUCAAUGAUAAAAUGUUUGGGAUUUUUUUGAAGGCCAUAGAGGGAGGGAGGAAGUGGAGAGGGGAGGGCGGAAGGUACAGGAGGAAGGAGAGAAAAAGGAGGUAAAUACAGCAUAUUAAUAUUUUA
Xenia sp. Carnegie-2017 is the source of this 1426-nucleotide messenger RNA. Its product is annotated as SUMO-activating enzyme subunit 1-like. The transcript has 10 exons. Gene Ontology annotation, cellular component: SUMO activating enzyme complex; cytoplasm. The coding region runs from base 34 to 1101 and encodes 355 amino acids. The record is from RefSeq and is a predicted model, not a curated record. Gene Ontology annotation, biological process: protein sumoylation. Gene Ontology annotation, molecular function: SUMO activating enzyme activity. Lineage: Eukaryota; Metazoa; Cnidaria; Anthozoa; Malacalcyonacea; Xeniidae.